UUAGAAGCCCAGAUCUCUGAUUGAAAGCCCUUUGAUCAAGAGAUUUUUAUAGCCCAGCUUGGCCCAAAUGAAACCAAUUUCUACAGACGAUAGGUUGGACCUAUCGUAUUGUUCGUAUAAAACAACGUAAAAGCCCACACUGUCAUCGUAUCAUUAUUACCUUACGCCAUCGUCAUCGUCUUCUGUAAAGUAGAGUUCCCAUAGCAUCAAUCCCGCCCAUAUGUGGGCUCUCCUGAGCAACGGCAGUAUUCGAAUUUUACGCUAUUGCGUUGUUCGUCAUCCAACUGUACGCUCUCAGCUUUCCAGGUUUCGUGCCCUAAUUUUAAUGGAGAACACAAACCUUAAUAACACGACGUCGUCGUCUUUCUCAUGUUUUACCCAUUCGAAUACAAGUGGAGGCAGAGGAAGAGGCCGAGAGAUGAAAUAUGAUCGAGAAAGAUCCAGAGGCCGUGGUGGCGGUAGCGGCGGCAAGGACAAAAUUGAUGCUCUUGGUAGACUCUUGACACGAAUUCUGCGACAUAUGGCAACUGAACUGAAUUUGAAUAUGAGAAGUGAUGGUUAUGUCAAAGUUGAAGAUUUACUGAAGCUGAAUUUGAAAACAUUUGCCAAUAUUCCUUUAAGGUCACACACAGUUGAUGAUAUCAAGGAGGCUGUCAGAAAGGAUAAUAAGCAACGAUUUAGCCUACUGGAGGAAAAUGGGAUGCUUUUGAUACGUGCAAACCAAGGCCACACAGUAACGACAGUUGAGUCCGAAAGCUUAUUAAAACAAAUCCUUUCAGCUGAUGAAGUGCAAGUAUGUGUACAUGGAACCUAUAAGAGGAAUUUGGAAUCAAUUCUGGAGUCUGGUUUGAAGCGCAUGAAAAGAUUGCAUGUACACUUCUCAAGUGGCUUGCCAACAGAUGGUGAAGUAAUUAGUGGUAUGAGACGAGAUGUUAACAUUUUGAUCUUUCUUAAUGUCAAAAAAGCUCUGGAAGAGGGAAUGAAACUAUACAUUUCAGACAACAAGGUGAUAUUGACUGAAGGUUUUGAUGGGGUUGUACCUAUCAAGUACUUUGAGAAGAUAGAAUCAUGGCCAGAUAGACGACCUGUACCUUUUUGAAUGUUAAUUGGAUUACGAAUGAUCAUUUUUGUACUCUGUUUUAAAUCUGUGUUAUUAUCAUUUCAAUUUGAUCAGAUACAUUACUUCAU
Molecule: messenger RNA, 1188 nt
Organism: Durio zibethinus
Lineage: Eukaryota; Viridiplantae; Streptophyta; Magnoliopsida; Malvales; Malvaceae
Source: RefSeq, a predicted model, not a curated record